UCAUUUGACAUUAAACUGCGCGCGAACACGGACCUUUCACUUGCGAUUUUUUUAACAAAAGAAAAAAAGUUUCCGUUGUGUUGUCUAGUGCAUCUGUGAAAAGAGUUUCUAUACCUACAUAUAGUUUUUUCUGCUGUCUCAAUCUUUGCAUUGUGUGUGUUACGAGAAAUCCUGAUCGACCUAAUAAGUUAUGGAGAUUGACAGCGCGAACUGCAAAUACCGAGUUUCGGAAUGCCAGGAUAUCGAGCAGCUAUCUGUGGAUUACCCCAUCAAGUGCGAUCAAGAAAUCGACUGCUUGGAGACCCUUGUGCAAGAGUUACACAGGGUGUUCUCAAAGAAUCACGUCAACAUACAGGAGGUUCAGAAGUUGAUGUCGGCGUACAAAUCGGACCCAAAGCAAUGGCGGAAGUUCGCGAAGUUUGAUCGUUUCCGGUAUACCCGAAACCUAGUCGACGCUGGUAACGGAGCGUUCAACAUAAUGAUACUAUGCUGGGGGCCCGGCCAUGCCUCCGCCAUACACGACCACGCGGAUUCCCACUGCUUCAUGAAAUUACUCAGUGGAGGCUUGGAUGAAGUCAGAUACGAUUGGCCGAACAACGUGGAACCGGAAGUCGUGAAGAAAAUGAAAAACAAAACAAACAGACGUACAUCCUCGGAAACGGAAGCAGAACUGGCCGACAGUGUUACCGAUUUGGACAUUAGCGGCGAAAAUGACAGGUGUCAAAGUAGCUGUCAAAGUCAAAACGAACACGAAGAAGACGAAGAGCGUGGUUACGAUGCGCAGAGUAUGAAAGAAAUCGGUAGAACGAGAUUAGAAGUUAAUGAUGUUUGCUACAUCAAUGAUGCACAAGGUCUACACAGGAUGGAGAACCCCUCCCACGUGGACGGAGCAGUGUCCCUCCAUCUCUACUGCCCCCCUUUCGACAGCUGCAGAGUGUUCGACUCAAGGACGGGCAAAUCUUCCGAAGUUAAAGUCACUUUCUGGUCCAUGUAUGGGAAGAAGAUUAAAAAAGUCAUAGAAGCGGAUCCUUUAGAUGAUCAAGAGUAAAUCAAAAUGGCGGACGUUAAGAUAGACAAAAUGGUGCUAGAUUUUAUAAUAAACUUAACAUUCCACUAAAAUAAGACUGUAAUGUUGAUACAAAUGUUAUAAUAUGAAUAUACGUUUAAUUGUUAAGAACCAUUUUUAUCACAUUAGAAAUUUAACAAUGAACUUAAAAUUAAUUAAAUUAAUAUUAUGCUAUAAAAGUUAUAUAUCUUAAUAUAAUUGGCGCCAUAAGUGAAAAAAUAGGACUAAAAUUAAACGUAAAAAUAGGCUCUAUAAUAUAUUAUUUGCUUCGUUCAUUUUAAUUUAGUUCAGGUUGUGGGGUAAAAUAUACCUCUUACCUGAGAUUUUAGGGUUAUAGGUUGAGAGAGAAAGAGAGAGAGAGAGAAAGAGAGAGAGAGAGAAAGAGAGAGAGAGAGAUAGUUUGACGGGGAAUGGGGUGGGUUCCCGAGUUGAAAAUAAUCUUUCCAUAUCGAUCGCGAUUAAAAAGUAUACGAUUUAAAAACGAAAAUAAAUAUUUCUGAAAAUGAUUUUACUUUUUUUCAUUGCACUAUUUUAUACUUACUUAUGAAAAAUACUUCUUGUUUUUUGGUUUGAUGCUUUAGGUUUUUACCUUCUGAAAUCCGGUAAAAGUUUGCCUGUAUUUUUAUUGAAUCCGGCGUUCAAUUUUCUUUACAGUUAUUUGAAUUCAAAACCCAGCUCAUUUUGCAUUGCAUUUUACUGGCAUCCGCCAGCAAGAAAUUUUAAAUAUUUUCAGUAAGAACUAUCAAAUGAAAGACCGGGAACGGGUAGUGUUUAUUAUUAUCACAGAAUUAAGGACAUACCGAAAACUUGUAGAUGACCUGAUAUAAUAUUCAAGCAU
Messenger RNA from Pararge aegeria (speckled wood butterfly), 1904 nucleotides. Its product is annotated as cysteine dioxygenase type 1. Gene Ontology annotation, molecular function: ferrous iron binding; cysteine dioxygenase activity. The transcript has 7 exons. Gene Ontology annotation, biological process: L-cysteine catabolic process. The coding region runs from base 191 to 1048 and encodes 285 amino acids. The record is from RefSeq and is a predicted model, not a curated record. NCBI's taxonomy places the organism in Eukaryota, Metazoa, Arthropoda, Insecta, Lepidoptera, Nymphalidae.